AUGAAACCUUUUAUAUCGUCUCCAAUUUACACAGCAACAAAGCAUGCUAUUCUUGGUUUAAGUAAUGCUUAUGGAGUAAGCAUAGGUAGCUUCUUUCAGAACAGAUUGGAUCAUGUUGCCAGUGAAGCUAUACCUGUUAUUUUAAAUGCAUCAUCAGGGAGCCUUUGGAUUGUUAUGAAUGAUGAAAUACCAGGAGUUUUUGUUAGAAAACUAGCAAAACCUUAUUAG
Messenger RNA from Clunio marinus, 228 nucleotides. The record is from the annotation of a GenBank genome assembly. Lineage: Eukaryota; Metazoa; Arthropoda; Insecta; Diptera; Chironomidae.